Maniola jurtina (meadow brown) is the source of this 3035-nucleotide messenger RNA. RefSeq names its product CKLF-like MARVEL transmembrane domain-containing protein 4. The record is from RefSeq and is a predicted model, not a curated record. The transcript has 4 exons. The coding region runs from base 238 to 750 and encodes 170 amino acids. NCBI's taxonomy places the organism in Eukaryota, Metazoa, Arthropoda, Insecta, Lepidoptera, Nymphalidae. Gene Ontology annotation, cellular component: membrane.
GCUCGGCGCACACUAGCGCGACGAGCGACCCGAGGACGGUCGCCACCCAACCCAAUACCCAUUCACGUUUGACGUUUCCCGUCAUUCUUCAGUUGCGCACCGCACGAACUAUACUACGCUCGCCGCCGGACGAAAAUGUUUCUCGCGUUCUAGUGAGCUGAGGUUUCAAGUGACAGUGCUAUAAGUGAUUCAACAAACAACUCUUUCUGUCCCAAUCGAACGUUUUAUUCGAAAAGGAUGAUGGCUCCCGAGACAGUAGUGACCGUAGAUCACAACAAGCCCGCUCCACAACAAGCGCCGCCGCAGCAGCAGCAAAGCGGAGCGCUGGAUUGGAUCAAAAUCAACGUAGAGUAUUUUAAAACCCCGCCUGGCAUACUGAAAAUUAUUCAGUUGGUUCUAGGCAUUUUAUGCAUGGCGUUAGGAACACCAUGGGCAUCCGCGUGGUUUGUCUUUGUUGCAGUCACGUCAUUCAUUACGACUCUCAUGUGGAGUUUCGUCUAUUUCCUCAGCAUCAGAGAAGCGCUCAAGAUACCUAUUAACUGGGUACUCUCUGAACUCAUCAGCACGAGUAUAGAGACGCUGUUCUACUUCAUCGCAUUCAUUGUGAUGUUCACAACCCUUUAUGGCAACUAUGGCCGCAAUGUCGCCGCUGCUGUUUUCGGUAUAUUCAACACGCUGGCGUACGCAGCCAGCUCCUACUUCCUGUACCAGGAGCACAGGACCAGCAGCAGUCCGGCGGGCACGGCGUGAAAGAAUUGGGCUGCACUGGCUCAUCGUCAGAACAAUAAAUAAUUGUUGUUUUUAAUUUUAUUACACGAAAACUUUAUCUUUUGUACAGUCGUUGAAUGCAAAUUAUAAUAAAUAAUUUUAUUUUCGACGAAUAUUGUCAAAAUUAAUUUUAUCCUAAACCUACGUUUAGAGACAAUCUAAUAUAUUUCAAAGUUUAAUAUUAUUUUAUAUUGUAUUGUAUAGGUGAUAAGUAAAAAUUUAACGGCCAUAAAUUGAAUGGGCACUGUAUUUUUUUUCUAUCAUUAUUUGGGUCAAAUUAUUUCCUAUGUAUCGUUUCUACCUCCAUUAAAUUAUGUAGGUAUGUGCAUUGAUUUUCUUGCUUGUAUUUUAUAUUUGUAUAUGUAUUUUUUAUAUACUACUAUUUAAAGGGACAAUGCUUGUAUUAUUUUACCUAGACGGUAUAAGAAUUGAGUUAUUAAGUAGUAAGUCAUACCUGCAGUUCCAAAAGCAAGUAUAAGCUGUUAUGAUGCGUAUAGCUGUUAUAUUAUUAUUUUGAAGGAGACAUGAUGUAAGCCAUUAUGGAAUUAAAUUUAUACGUGUCCACUGUCCAUAUACUUAACAAAUAUUAGGUGACUGAGAUUUAUAUUCAUUAAGUGAAAAUGGGAUGUGUUUGUGGUCUGAUGUAUCAUUUGCAUGUAUUAUAAUUACAUUAAGAUAAUAUCUCAAUUUUCACUGUAGGUAUUAUUAAGUUAAUUACGACAUUCGGUGUUUAUUGCUAAUUUUAUGUACCUAGGUAUUUGUGUCAACCAUUGUGAGUGCACGAUGGAUCAUACCUGUAAGUAGGUAGUUAUUGCAUAUUUUUUGUUAAUAAAGCUAGUCUAAUUGUAAAACUCUGUAUAAUUUCAAACUUUUCUAUAUUAUUUUUGUUCGUCUAGUUUAAAUAAUUUCAUUUUGUAUCUAAAACUUAACAUUUCUCUAUGUGAAAUAUAAAUUUUACGCACCAUGAUAUUAUGUAUCUAAGAUACCUAUCGAUAACUCAGACAUAACACGUUAACAAGAUAACUCAAGUUUUGUAAGUAAAGGACAUUUUCUAAAGCUUCUAGAUGACACGGGCUAUAAAAUACAGAUAGGUACACAUACAAAUUUUUGAACUUGUGUAAUUUUAAAUCUACACAUUUUUAUGGGAAUCUGUGGAUAACGGGCAUAGAUAUUGUUUCUAGAACGUGUCUAAAAUUUAAUUAAGUUAAACGAGAAUCAAACUACGUUUGUAUCUGUUUUUGUUGUUGGAUGCAUAACAUCAUUAACAUUAAUUUAUGAUGGUACCUGCCAUCUGCAAAUUCCACAGCUAUCCACCUUAUACUUUGCACUACCAACUACAAAAAUAUAAUUAAGUCACAUCUUUGUGCACUGCAAAUUGGCAGUUAAGUAUGAUAUGAGUAAAGCAAAUAAAAUUCAUAAGUAAUGUUAUCGAUAUGAUUUUUCUUAAAAGUAAAAGUAAAGUUUCGUAAAGAAUUGGACAAUCACAGAGAUUGGGGCCCAGUAGGUAUUACUAUGAAUUAUGUAUAAAUAGGCUGCGAUCUAGUUAUAAACGGUACUUUGACUUUGCUCAGACUUAAGUUUCAGUUAAAACUAUAGGUACCAAUGAUAUAACGAUAUAACGUUACAGUGCCAAGCAUAGCUCAAGGCACCAAACAAAAGACUGAGCAAAGACAAAGAACGCUUUAUAGAUCUCGGCAAAAGUGUGGCCCAUACACGGACAUCUUAAGGUGUUGAUCUUUGAACAGCAAUAGGCCACGAAAAAAAUUAUGUAACGAUUAUAAGUACAACACCGUAAGUACCUACAGGGACACCGUAAGUAACUGCAAGAAGUUGACAAUUCAACAACAAUCAGUAAAUCAACCAUUAUGACAGUAUGGUCUAAAGACCAAACAAGUUUGUUAAAAAUGGCAACUAUAACGGUUGUUAGGUGGUUUAUUUAAAAAUAUCGAUGUUAUUUUGAAAAGAAAAUUGAAAGUUUAAUAUGUCAAGAUUUUUCAUUAAUUAGAAAGGUGCAUACAAGAUUUUUACCGUAAGUAGGUACCUACUUUGUGUAAUUUUUAUAUUCUUUACGACUUUUUUAUAAAGUUAAGUAACUAUAAAAGUUGUGCAGUUGUUGUUAAAUUAUGAAAUACGAGUAUGUAAGUGAAUUUCGUACUAAGUACCUUAUGUCAGAGAGUAAAAGGUUAUAAUUUAUAAAUUAUAAUAUUAUACACAAUAGUUUAAUUUAACUAAUAUGUAAAGGUUUAAUAAACACGUGUUAACAUUUA